CUGCAUCGUGUCGGUACUAAGGACCGAUCUAGCUUCCACAUUGCGCCAGCUUCUCUCCCGCCCUCUUUCAGAGUGCAGACGAUGAGCGGAAUCAAGAGGUCCCGCAAUGCCCUCGCCUGUCUACCUUGCCGCAAUGCCAAGGUUCGAUGCGAUGGGACCUCGAGCCCCACGCCUUCCGCCACGACUUCACCAGAGUCCUGCACCAGAUGCGUUGGCUUAGCGAUCGCAUGUGUCUGGAUGCCAUCGCAGAGGAAUGGGCGCCCAAAGAAAGCGAGGAGUGUCACGACAUCAGACUUGCCUGCCGAAGCAGCGUUUGCUCAAAGUCCUGUCCCAGCCUGCGCAUCAGGCGAGGCAGACACAAGUCUCACUGCCCAUACUGAUGGGGAGUUCGAAGACUAUCUGUGGACAGAUUGGUUCCACAACGUACGGCCUGAGUCUUUGUCCGCCAGUCCUUUCGAGCAGUCCACAGGCGCACUGCAAUUGCCCAGAAUACCUGGUAAUACUCCAUCACAAGGUGACCAAAGCAGCGGCCUGCCGCUGCCGCUACCCGAUCCUACGGGAUCACGCGGAAUGCAAAUCACCCCUUGCAAUCUGGGUUGUGCACCAGAAAACUCAACACACCUUUCGAUUACAGCGUCGACCACUCCUUCGGAAGCUGCAUCCUUAUAUUCGGAUGACUGGCUCUCAUUGCGGCACCGAAUCCAGGGGAACUCACCCUCGUCCUCGACGACACAGUCGGAGGUCUCCAGUCGUCCACUUUAUCAGGCUGAUCGCUGCGAUGAGGCAGGACUGCUACACUUCUUUGAUACUUUUGCUCUCUCCAUACCAGUCCUUGGCGAUCGAACAACGUUCCUGGCUACCGUUGAGCCUCUGCAGAUCUCCCAUGCAGUCGGGGCAGCGACUUGCAUCGGUUACUGUACCUUAGAUGGAGCAAGGGGAGAUUCUUCUCGAGAGAAAAUCAGUGACAUGUGCGCGACUCUAUCAGCGGUACCGGCUGUGACCCAAAGGAGCGAAGCCAUUGCCCUUGCUACCCUCGAUCUCUUACUUGCUCAUCUGCUGAUGGCGCUUGUUCUCUAUGCGACUGAUGAUCUCAAAGGAGCCUCUCUCCAGCUCGGAAAGUCCAUCGACCUGGCUGGACGUUACGGUUUGGGUGAUAUGGAUCCACAACGUCAAGCAUCAAGUACUCUGCUGUUUCCUCUGCUGACUUCGGAUGCCCGAGAGCUUGGAAGGGCGGCAUGGUGGGAGCUCCGCGUCACUGAUGUCAUGAUGUCAGCUACGACGAGCGGACAAAUACCGCGUCGACUGGCCAACUGUCAGCGGUCGAGACAGGAGCCUAGGUUCCCAGCUCCACAGCCCAAGGCAUCGUGCUCCGAUGCAGUAUACUCUUUGCGCAUCCAAGCUGCCCUGCUGAUGGACGACUGCGUAAAGGAUGUAGAUUCGCCCCAUUCUUCGGCGACCACCAUAGACCGUGUCAUUAUACUGGACGGGACUUUGGUAAAUCUCAUUGCCAGGGCUCAAAGUGCUUGGCUCAAAAGCGUGCGCAUGCUACCAUAUCACAAAGCGAGCUACCUUGCUACUCAGGCGAUUUGUCUCUUUGAUACGGCCGUUCUCUUGAACGCGUAAGCAUAAGCCAUUGAGAGGGUCUCACAACCUCAGCCGCGAAUCUGACAAUUGCGUCUGUGUUCCUUUCAUUCAAUGCAACAGCUGUCGCAUCCAGUUACACAGAAAGGCAUGGUUUCCUGACAUCAACUUUGGGUUGGGGUCCUGUAGUUUUGAAGCGCAAGUAUCACGGCAAGGGCCAUCCUGCUUGUCAGGGGUUUCAACACCGAAGGCGACUAUGAGCCGUCAAGCAAGCGUAGCCGCCAUACUUGAGGCCGCUCGCAACAUCUCCCGGCUCCUCAGAAUGGAGCUUGAGCGACCAUUUCAAGAAGCAAGCCAGGUCGGUCUGUUCGAGUCUGGUCCCAAGGCCCU
This is a messenger RNA of Microstroma glucosiphilum, 1971 nucleotides long. RefSeq lists its product as hypothetical. The record is from RefSeq and is a predicted model, not a curated record. NCBI's taxonomy places the organism in Eukaryota, Fungi, Basidiomycota, Exobasidiomycetes, Microstromatales, Microstromataceae. Gene Ontology annotation, biological process: regulation of DNA-templated transcription. Gene Ontology annotation, molecular function: zinc ion binding; DNA-binding transcription factor activity, RNA polymerase II-specific. The coding region runs from base 82 to 1623 and encodes 513 amino acids. The transcript is spliced from 2 exons.